AUGGCGGAGACCGGAGCACAAAAUCAACGAUUCAUCGAUGAUAUGGAGUUUGAUCUAGCAGGUUGCUUCACGAACCCUGUGCCACCACCACAGCCCCCUCCUUCAGCGCCUUCCCCUACUCCUCACCCUCUAGCCAAUCCAGCCAGUUGCUUCACGAACCCUGUGCCACCACCACCGCCCCCUCCUUCAGCGCCUUCCCCUACUCCUCACCCUCUAGCCAAUCCAGCCAGUGAGGAUGCACCCUCGGUAGACUACCAGGAUGAAGUUGAUAGAGAUAGUGGGAAGAAGAAAGUCCUAGCACUUAAGGCUAGCACAAGAGCUCAAGAUGCAAUUGAUAUCCCAAGUGAUGAGGAAGAUCAAGGGGAAGCUCUAAGUGAGAGUGAUGAUGUGGCUCUCAUUACCAAGCACGUAAAGAGAAUACUUGAAGCCAAAAGGAGAAGAGGCAACAAGGCUUUUGCAAGCAAGAAACCUUUAUCUAAAUCAAGAACAAGUAAGGACAAGAAGGAGGAAGUCACUUGCUACAAAUGUGGAAAGCAAGUUCAUAUUAAACUAGAUUGUCCUAAAUACUUGAAGAGGAAGAAGGAAGACAAAAAAAAAGAGCUUGGAAGCUACAUAGAGUGA
Ricinus communis (castor bean) is the source of this 621-nucleotide messenger RNA. RefSeq names its product formin-1-like. The record is from RefSeq and is a predicted model, not a curated record. Gene Ontology annotation, molecular function: nucleic acid binding; zinc ion binding. Lineage: Eukaryota; Viridiplantae; Streptophyta; Magnoliopsida; Malpighiales; Euphorbiaceae. The transcript is spliced from 3 exons. The coding region runs from base 1 to 621 and encodes 206 amino acids.